AUGAGACUCUCCGCCGUCGCCUCCAUCGCCCUCCUGGGCUCCGCCCUCGCCGCACCCCAGGCCCCCAGCCAGUUCGAAGGCCCCGGCGGCGAGGGCCAGGCUCAAGCCCCUACCCCAACCGCAGGCGGUCUCCCAGCACCAUCCGGCAGCGCCCCGCCUCCGCCUCCCCCCGGCGCCUCGGGAAGCCCCCUCCCCAUCCCCUUCGCCAACAACGAAGCCCGCCAGGCGCCCCCGCCCCUCGAAUCCAGCGGCCCCGUACCCACCGGCCCCCCUCCGUCCGGCGGCCAAGGCUGGGCCGAGGGCGCCUCCGACCUUCCUCCCCCGCCACCUACGCCCAGCUCCCCUGUCGCCGUGAAGCGCCAGUUCGGUGGCGCGCCCGGCGGCGAAGUCGAGGGCCUGCCGACGCCCUCUGGACCCCCUCCGGGCCCUGCUCCUACUGGUUCUCCUUCUGGCGGCGAAGGGAAGGGUGAAGUGCCCCCUCCGGCACCGACUCCCAGCGGUCCUGUUGAGGGCGCGAAGCGCCAGUUUGCUGGCGAGGGUGCGCCGCCUCCGGGUGCUGAGGAGUUCCCGUCUGGUGCGCCGCCUGCGCCUAGUGGGGUGCCUAGUGGUGUUCCCUUCCAGGCGUAG
Aspergillus mulundensis is the source of this 627-nucleotide messenger RNA. RefSeq lists its product as uncharacterized. The coding region runs from base 1 to 627 and encodes 208 amino acids. NCBI's taxonomy places the organism in Eukaryota, Fungi, Ascomycota, Eurotiomycetes, Eurotiales, Aspergillaceae. The record is from RefSeq and is a predicted model, not a curated record. The transcript has a single exon.